Messenger RNA from Dunckerocampus dactyliophorus (ringed pipefish), 9237 nucleotides. It is a transcript of the gene nrn1la, whose product is annotated as neuritin 1-like a. Gene Ontology annotation, biological process: nervous system development; neuron projection extension. The record is from RefSeq and is a predicted model, not a curated record. Gene Ontology annotation, cellular component: plasma membrane. NCBI's taxonomy places the organism in Eukaryota, Metazoa, Chordata, Actinopteri, Syngnathiformes, Syngnathidae. The transcript has 3 exons. The coding region runs from base 112 to 603 and encodes 163 amino acids.
CCUCUCACACACUCUGGACUACACGCUGCACCAAACAAAGGAGAAAGACUUUUAAUAGAGAUCCAAAUCGACUGUAUUGGACAUUUCCCGCGUGGUCGUCUCAUCAGCAUCAUGAACUCCGCGUGCUUCUUCUCCUUCUUGCCUGUUGCUCUCAUUCUGACGGCGAGCCCUUGUUCUAUCACUGCAGUUUCAACCAGAAGGUGUCAUUCCAUCUACAAGAGCUUUGCCGAGUGUCUCAUGGCUUUGGGCGACAGUCUGACAGACAACGCACGCAAGGAUGAAGACACACAUGAGAUACAUUCCAUCUGCAGGUCGUGGGAUGAGUUUCACGACUGUGCCAACGCAGCGAUGGCCGGAUGUCCGGAGGACGCAGCGACCGUGUGGGAGUCUCUGCGCCAGGAAUCCAAGAAAAUGCAGUUUUCAGGAAACCUUUACGACAUGUGUUCAAACCGCAACAGUCACACAUUAACCUCAGCGUCCCCGCAGGGUUCCCACAUCCAGGGAGAGCUCAACCAAGAGUCUUUAAGAGGGCGAGUCAGUCAUUUGGCAGCCUGCUACCACCCUCUCAUGCUUCUGUCUCUUCUUCUCUUACACUUGUUUUGAAUAGAACUGCCUCAACACAAUGGGACUUGUGUACAUAUGAACUUUGUGCAUUUUCCUCUUCAACUUCACUGUCCACUUUUUCCUCAACAUAAGAAGAGAGGCAUGCACGCUAUCUUUCUGUAUUUUAAUCUUUCAUGCAGCUAUAAGUCGACAAUGUGCCGAACUGCAACAUGUACAUAGUUAAAUAGUGAGAUGUUUAUAGCAGCUGAGGUAGAAAUGCUCCUCUGCAACCACAUAUUGUCACUGUGUUCUCCAGAGACCCCAUGCUUGAUGAGUCAGACCCAUUUAUGAGCCAUCGCGUGAAAUUCCUGGAUCGAUCGGAUCAGAUUGAUCACACUCAAAGAAUACAUACAGUCAAUGAUGCCACUGUAGAGUCACUCUUUGUCAGACAAAAACUCGCAAACUUAUACUCUCUUGGAGCGACUCCGUUUAUUCAACUCGGCUCCACUCAACUCACACGUGAACGGCAUAACACUCAACAACUGUUCCAUUCAGUCAUCCUCGCUCUCCAGGCAUGACUAAUCGAUUUAAACGUAAUCCGACUGUUGCAUUAUUAAAUUAACUAGUCUUAACUAGUUCCCCUGAUGAUGAAAAGAUUAUUUAAUGAGGUAUCAUGGAAAAACACAUUUCAUCAUUUUCAUCGUUUUUCCCAAUGCACUUUUUAUUUAAACUUGGUAAUGUUCGAGUUUUGUUUUAAAUGGCGCUUUUGGGGUUUACACAAUCAGAAUGAUGUCGAAGGGACAUGUUUUCUACAAAUUAUCCAAGAAAAUGAUCUACUUUGACUUUACUUACAAAUGUUAAGACAAUGGUCCUCCAAGGAGGAAAAUCAAAAUUUGGUGACACACUUAAGGCAUUCAUUGACUGCAAAGGAUUCAUUAUUUAUGUAUGAAAAAUUAUGGUUUUGUUUACAAAUCUCUGUAAUUCCUUAAUAGAAUUAUUGCGGUUUUGUGAAACCCCCAAGUCUCCAGUGUAAUCACAUUUUGGUCGUUUUAUCUCAAAUCCAUUGUUAUGGUUUAUGAAGGCAAAGUCAUAAAAGCACUCCUACUGGCCAAAUACUUCUGGACCAAAUUGCAUAUGCUCCCUUUUCUAUAAGGCAAGGCAAGUUUAUUUAUAGAGCACAAUUUGUACACAAGGUAAUUCAAAGUGCUCUACCGAAAAGAAGGGUAAAAUCCCUUCAUAAAACAUAAAAUCAUGAUAAAAUCAUUACAUUGUUGAAUAGAACUGUUUUCAGUCUGGGAUUGAACAUUGACAAAUCUGAGAAUUGUUGCACAUCUUCUGGAAGAUUUACAGAUUUUGGCAACAUAAAACUGAAAAAGAAAAUCCUGUUCAGGGUCACAGUGAAGAAUGAGUGAGAGGUAAAGUACACCCUGGACUGGUCCCCCGGGCCAUUGGUGAGGUAUUGGGAUUCUUGAAAGACAAUUAUGUGACACACUAAUGUGCACACUACUAAUGACCAGUACGUAUACUGGAUGUAGAUUUUUGUUCAGAACAAUCUUUAGGGCACAGCAAUAUUACACCUGAUGUGUAUUCUUUAUCUAUGAGAUAUAAUUACUCUCUAAUUGAUGGCCCAAGUUGACAUCUCUAUGAAUGCAUAUCAACACACAAAAUGGGAACUUAUUCCAAGUUAAACGACGGCCUGGGUUCAGCUCUGAAAUCUCUACAAAAAACACAGUGAACCUGCAACAGUCAUUUAUCACAAUAGAAUUCAAUUAUCACCAUCAGAACGGAAAAACUGCGAAUUGUUUUCAUGAUUAACACAUCACUUAAAAAACAGACAAUUACAUUAAGGCAUUGACAUAACGUGCCGGAAAUGAAUAAUCACUCAAGAUUAGCGGUUCUCAGCCUUUUUUCAGUAAAAUACCACCAGCGUAAUAGUUUUUCUGCCGAGUACGGUGAACCGUAGAAGCACCAGGCAUGAUCAUUGGAACAACAGGCUUGGAUUGCAGGUUUGAAUUAUGUGACAACAGGAACAAUACCGUAUUUUGUGGCCGAUAAAUCGCUUCAGGGUAAGUCAAAGCAGCCAAAAAUGCACAAUGAAGAAGAAGAAAAACAUAUAUAAGCCACACUUUUUGGGGUAAAUUUACUUUAUAAAAUCAGAGACCAAGAACAGACAAUUCAUCUUAAAAGGCAAGUUAUAGUAAUUACAAUAAAAUGGAGAACUACAGACUAAAUAGGCGUCUGUUAAUGUAGCGUGAGUAUGGGGUAUGUUAAUGUAACAUGUUAACAGUUAUUCAGCUAACUAAAGCCUAAACAACAUAAAAAUAACUCAUUUACUUGCAGCUUGUAAUCUGCAGAAUAUGAUUUUCUUUUUGGGGGGCGUUAGUGUUUCGUCUUUCUCAGUCCCUGUCCACAUGGGAACUUUCGGGAAAAAGUUGCUUCCACACUGUGCCGGAUUAGUAAAUAGUUGCAUCCAGACGGGAACGCUAUCACUAAGUGAAAACAAAGUAAUACACAAGACGCACCUACGCGUGGCGCAGUGAACAAGCACGCAGACGGAACCACGUGAUACUCCAAACCAUAGAAGAAGAAAGAACAAAUGCGCAUAAAUCAGUCGUCUUCCGCUUACGAGAAGCGGAUCACUUCUGCAAGUCAUUAUGGACUAUAAGACAGGAGAAUGUCGACUGAGGUGAGUCAUGUCCAUCGAAAUAUUCAGAUAUCAUGUCUGCUUGUCGUCAAAGCUCACUUCUGCUCACGUGACACCGACGAGGCGGCGGUGGGUCUGUGACGUCAUGAUUCUCGUAUUGCCUGUCAACAUGGCAAUGACAAGCCGGCGUUUUCAGAUGUUCCAGAUCACUCUGGAAGCCGUUUUCAAAAAAUACCGUUUCAGGUUACCCAGAACGCCGUUCCCGUGUGGAUGAGAGGCUGUAACAAUAAAAUACUUUACUGUUUUGACCUGAAAACGUUUCUGUGUGGAUAGUCCCUGAGUUGUCAUAGAUUGAUGUUUACAUUGUAAAUUUUCAGUGGUACUGGAGUGAUAUGCGUGGCAGAGACUGGCACACAAGCCUACAGCGCCCUCUCGUGGCUGUCAGUGUGAGAAAAAAACAUAUACUCUUUUAAGUCCCUCUGGAGUAUACAGUAUGUCGCAGGACUAGCCAAACCAUGAAAAAAGUGCGACUUAUAGUCCGGAAAAUAUGGUAAUAAUAAUAAUCAUAAUAAUAACACAGGCUACUGUUGCAGCCGUAACUCACGCAGAGCUAAAACUCAACUCUGAAGCCGCGAUGUCACAUCCGGAACACAUUUACAGCAAAACACACGAGCACAAGUUUUAUUUAUGUCUUAAAUUGAAUAUUUUCUCUGAUUAUAUCUACUAUAUUGUGUAAUACGAAUGUAAAUGUGACUAUAGGGGUGUUGUUUAAUGUCUGGAGGGCUCUAACAAUGUUAAAAACCAUAUUUAGAAGGAAGCUUUUCUAUGCCAUAUCUAUGAAAAUAUUCCAUUUAUAAAGAAGGACUCUGACUUGGCCUAAAUUUGCUUAUCAUGGUCGGAUGUGGAACCAAUUAAACACAAUGAACAAGGGAUUACUGUUUAUCUCUAAACUCUCAUAUACCCCCUGGAAUUCCUUCAAGUAUCCCGAGGUUUACUCGUGCCUCCAUUUUUUCUUGGAAAGUUUUGCAACAUUCACUCGUUGUUUGUUUGAAUAUAGAGCGAGGAGAAAUAGCUGAGGAGUGGACUGCAGGGCAUAGUGUUUUGCUGGCGUGACACAGCAGUUUCCUGUACAGCAUACUGUAACUUCUGUAGCUCAAGUCACUGGGAAGUGAAAGUGUGCUUGAGCUGUUUUUUUUAAUUGGUUCUUGCCCAGGUCUGGAAUCCUCUAGGGCUCCUUCUUGGCAUCCUGCUCCAUAGCGCUACAUUAUGGGACCAAUAUGUGCUCCUGACAGCACUGCAGCCCGAUCACAAGCCAAGUGUAUUUCAUGCUCCGGGAAGUGUAGUUUGAGCCCGCCGGCCUGCUGGAAAUGUUUGUUAUUUGAACUGGCAACGGAGAACAGAUGCUUUUGUCUGGCUGAGGAUCAGAAAUACUGUCAAAUUAAAUGGGGGAAAAAUAGAUGGAAAACAAUCACUGUUCCUCCCACUUCACAUGCACUAAACCGAAUCCACUGUUGAGCUGUGAGUGUUUAACACAGACGGCUUUAGGUCUACUUUUUGUUUUGACUUCAAAUAAAUCAAGGCUGGUCCUUUCAGCGCAAUCUGUCGACACACAAGCCCUCAAAAGACAAAUUCACACUUUGAGAAAGGUGAACAGGCUUAAAAUUGCCACGACAAAAGAGAUCUAAGGAAGGACAUAUCCUGACCUCAUGCCUUGAGCGUAUCUAUUUUGCUAGGGGCAAGUUCACAAAAUGUACCUACUGGACAAGAACAUCAAACCAAGCACUUUUCAAAUGGUAUUUGGAUUAUGUUCUAUAACUUAUGUACAAGGUCAUUUAGGAUAUUAACGUCAAAGCGGAGACUUUUCACCAUCAAAGCUUCUGCUAUUCUUGUUACACAAAAGCUGAAAAAAGUCAGGACUCUUGGGUUUGGAUUUGGGUCACUGGAACUGUGAGAACACGCUGUAUGUAGCUGCAGAGACCCAUGAGCAAAAAACACAGCUAAUUUAAGGAUAAGAGAAGGAACAUAGAGUGUAAAAAUGAAAAAUCUCCACUCAACCAGCUUUUACAUAGGGGAUACUUCACCCAGUGAUAUGCUAGGUCGGGUUUAAGAAGCUACUCUAGUUUUAAACUUUAAUUAAACUGUCAGAAUUAGUACUUGGGGGCCUUAAUCACCGACUUGCAGCAAUUUGGAAACCAUUUCUAUGCAGAUAAGUUGUGGCCCUCGGAGGAUAAAUCUACGUAAAUCAUGAUGAAUGGAUAUACUGGGUUGACUGUGUUAUCUCAUUUGGGCAGAAUUCAUCACUUUGUGCUCAAAGACUAGAUAGGACAGCUCUAAUGUAGACAACAAGAACAAUUUCACAACACUCGUUACGAUACAAUGGAGUGGGGCCUCUGCCAGCCAACAACGGUCCUGAAAUGGUUCUUGUUUGGGUAUGUUGCUACCUUAGAGCAUAAAUACUUUAGAUCCUGCACCAUCCCCUCACACUAGAGGUAUCCUAUGUAGUCUUUGAGCAUGAACAGAUGACGCCUGCUGAGCUGGGAGGCAGAAAAUCAAUGCCAUGAGAAUACAAUUACCUGGUUAAAUGACAAUAUUCACAGGUAUCGGGUCAUGUGCAUUCCAUGUUGCAUACACAGUAGCCACCCGUGGUUGUAGAAAACAUUAUUAGCUUAUAGCUUAUUCUGGACAGAUUUAAAAACUGUAUUUUUGUAUUUAGUACAUUUGCUUGUUUUUUCACUGCAAAGGAAAUUGAAUGUUGACUUGUUUGGCCAUUAUUUCCCAGCACUGGAAUUGAUUUGAAUUGAAUUCAAACUAUUUAGGACAUUUUAAUUUGUUGCCAAUAGGAAGGUGGAAGUUGAUGAGGUGAAUUGAUCAUUGAUUUGAAUAACACACCCUUCAGAAAACUAAAGAACAUGUGAUUUAAAUGAGGAAAUCUUCAGCAUUUGCCGUGACUUCAGCAAUCAACGACCAUGUCAGAUAUGCUCGUAAUACUCGAUUGUUAAUAUUGUUGUUUGAAGUACAACUAGUACUUGCGUGAGGGGGAAUCACAUUUUAAAGGAGGAAAAUAAAAUAGUAGUAGGUCUAUCAGCCAUAAUAAAAAAAAUACCAAUUUCAUUUUGCAACAAGCGCCUUAGUUCACCCCUCAUCUAUCAGUUUCAAAAUCCUUGUUGGUAGGGAUGUCCGAUAAUAUCAGCCCAAUAUUGGCUUAAAAAUGCCAGUCAAUAUCGGUAUGUGUGUUUUUUCCUACAAUGAAAGCCGAUAAUAAACAUAAUGCUGUAUAUACAGUAGACCUAUGGGCUCCCGUAUUUGUUGGCGCGCAAAAGAUGACCUCAUCAGACCGCCUCUCAAGUGUGUAAACAAACAUGGAUGGCUAGUAAGUACAAGCUCGCUCCUUCCAUCCAUCCUUUUUUUUUGGCGCCUAUCCUCACUAGUAGGAAUGUUACAAUUCCCGGAAGUAAGCGACGGUAAAAUCUGACACUGUCUGUGUGUACUCGAUUAGGAGAGUCCGUGGCGACCUCUGUGAAAAUGCUGCUUUUUCAUACGAUAUCCCGUGUAUUUUCAUUCAUAUAAUGUACAUCUUUCUUAGGUAAAUUACUUUUCCUCUUCAAUUUGGUAUUGGAUUUAUAUUGAGUGACUUUUAAAACAAAUGUCACAGCCUAAGCCUAAUCGCAAGUAUUUCUCUGUUUUACAAUGUUGUACAUGUUGUUUACAGCCAUGUUGUUAAGCUAAUUGCUGAUGCUGUAUCCGUUGGCUUCACAACAGAUAUGUGUUCAUUCCACGACAGGAGAUAUGUGAUGUAACACAUAUCGGUAUUGGCUGAUAUCGGUAUCGAAAAUUGAGACUUGAACACUCGGUUGUCGGUGGAAAAGCCAAUAUUGGACAUCCCUACUUGUUGGCCAUUUUGAACUUCUAAACUUAUUAAUUCUGCUUGUCAAUAAUAAUACAGUCGUCCUUGGCUACACCACGUUUCGAACGUAUCGCUCCGUUGCUCUAUUGUGGUUUUUCAACAAUUAAUUAAUAAAUGAUCACUGUUUCGUAGUUGACUACGGCCUGUUAUUAGUCCCAAAACAUUGUAAGCCAAGUCAUAUGUAGUAUUCUAGUCACAAGGCGUCAGUCAUGUUACCCUGAAGAGACAUUACCUUAGAUUACAUUACCUUAACAUUGCAUGGAGUCAGCCAUGGCAUAUCCAACAUGAUAGAGUUCUACUCCCAUUCCGUGGAAGUGGUCAUUUUUUUGUUUCUCACGUUGUCUUCUUCUUCUCCACUCUGUUUGAAACCCUUUCUUAAAUUUAGAACAAAUAAAUUGGAGGCUAACUAGUUAGCUCGGUUGAUUGCUACUGUAUAAGCUAUGAGCGGCGGCCGUCUCUGAUUACCCUGCGUGAUUUGGUAGCCUGUGCAUUAGUGCUGCGCAAUGUAGCGUAAACAUAGAGUAAUGGGAGUGUGACGGUGACUAUAGGGGUGGUAUUCCAUGUAUACAUGGGGCUCUAACAAUGGUAAAACGUAAUUAGAAAAUCAAAGAGGUUUUCUACCAGUUUAUGAAUAUUCGAUCCUACUUUGCAGAAAUACUAGAACCAAUUAAGUUCACACUUUACAAUAAGGUACACACAAAUACAGUAGUUACUCAGGAACUAAUGAGUAGAGGAGUUACCGAGGAACUAAGGCACAUAAAUUUAGAGUAGGGUUAGGGUUAGGUAGGCUCGUUCCUUAUUAACUUCUGUAAUUUUGUGUACCUUCUUGUAAAGUGUUACCCCAAUUAACCGCGAUAAACGAGGGACGACUGUAGUUUAUUUUAAUUGUUGACUUUGGAGCAAGGGUGACCGCACCACUCCAAAAAUCAGUAUUGUCAACACCAAACAUGUUAUUAUUCUCUUGCAUUGACCUGCCUGAGUCGUAUUAUGACUACACUGUGAUUAAAUGCUGGUGCUCUCCUUAGGCUUCACACAACAAAAUAGGUAGGACGGGGGAAAAUCGGUGUGCUUAUUGUUUCAUUAUUACCACGGUAAUACUGAAAAUAAAAUGAAAGAUGUAUGCAGUUGUUAUGUCUUCAUCACAAUGGAUGCGAUUGGCUUCAAACCAACACGAAGUGAACCCUAAAUUAAACAAAUGCACAAAACCUACACUAUAUGUUCAUAUCCCAUGUGGAAACUAUUACACUCUGUUUGUUACAUUUCUCAGUGUGUUGUGUUGAAGACCUGGCGUGCUGUGAAAUACUGUGAACAGAACUUUUAUAUACACAACCACCUUUAAAUCCCAUUUUAAAGCAGACGGUGUCGAUAUCCAACAGGAAAUGCCCGAUGCUAAUUCUCACAAUGACAGAAAAUACAAAUUGAGCUUAAAACCAACACUGCUGACAAAUAAAUUCAAAAGUCAGCAGAUGAAGAUGUAAAAAUGAAGGCCUGUGUGUUUUAUGAAGGUUGUGUGUUACUGAAAGAGAUGAGUUUAUAACUGUCAUUGUGCUGUAAAUGAGCUUGUUGAACUAAGCAGCACCAAUCACUUUAGACUCGUAUUUAUAGUUGAUUAUAUACCGUAUCGCUCUUCUCGGAUGAUCUCAGCCCUGAAGAUAUCGUUUAACAUGCAGUGCAAAGAUUUCUAUAUGUCUGUCAGUGUUGCAGCAAUCAAACAGCAAGUCCAGAGCUGGCGAUCCGUUACGUAAACUGACUGAAGCAAUGCGCCUCGUCCGACUCGCUGUACGGUGAGUUUCGUCGUACUCCCGUUCUCAUUCACGCCAACAGACGCUCUAAUGUGACAUCACCCACGAGAGAUGGACUUUUCCUGGGAUGAAAGUAGGAAGCCGCCCAACGUGUUUGCGAUGCAUGUGCACAGAUCACAUGAAGGGUCUGCUCUAUGGACAGCGGCAAUGAGCAGCUGCAUUGUAUAUACACUGAAGCUUAUGUCCAGCAGAUCUUUCUGCUGUUAAAAAAAGUGUAUGAUGCUUUGCCCUCAAAUUGUACUUGUCCGCUCUGUCUGUGUCAUCUUCCUCCUUUACUGUGCUUCAGAUAUUCUCUGGUAUGUCUAUAUAUACCACUGUAUGUUUUGCUACCUUUAUAGAAAAUG